AGCGGCUGCAGCAGCAUCUGCGAGCAUCCCCGGGCAACCUCGGGCGGACGGACCGACGGACGCAGGACGCCCAGGGCGCCCGGCCGGCCGGGGCUGGCCAUGGAGGGAGCCUCAUUCGGCGCAGGCCUCGCGGGGGCCGCCCUGGACCCCGUGAGCUUCGUGCAGCGACCCCAGACCCUGCUGCGGGUCGCAUCCUGGGUGUUCUCCAUCGCGGUCUUCGGCCCCAUCAUCAACGAGGGCUACGUGAACGCUGGCAGCGGCCCCGAGCUGCGCUGCGUCUUCAACGGGAACGCGGGCGCCUGCCGCUUCGGCGUCGCGCUGGGCCUCGGGGCCUUCCUGGCCUGCGCCGCCUUCCUGAUGCUCGACCUGCGCUUCCAGCAGAUCAGCAGCGUCCGCGACCGCCGCCGCGCGGUACUGCUGGACCUGGGCUUCUCAGGGCUCUGGUCCUUCCUGUGGUUCGUGGGCUUCUGUUUCCUCACCAACCAGUGGCAGCGCACGGCGCCCGGGCCGGGCCCCACGCAGGCGGGAGACGCAGCGCGCUCCGCCAUCGCCUUCAGCUUCUUUUCCAUCCUCAGCUGGGUGGCGCUCACUGUGAAGGCCCUGCAGCGGUUCCGCCUGGGCACAGACAUGUCUAUCUUUGCCACCGACCAGCUGGGCGCAGGUGCGGGCCAGGCCUACCCCGGGUACCCGGUGGGCAGCGGAGUGGAAGGCACGGACACCUACCAGAGCCCGCCCUUCACCGAGACGCUGGACAGCAGCCCCAAAGGCUACCAGGUGCCUGCCUACUAGUGGCCGGCUCAGCCCGGCUGCCUGCCCGGCCAGCAUUGGACUCCAGCUGUCUGGGGCCCAGAGGGGGUGGCCUGCAGGCUGCCAGAGUGUCUCCGAAAGCCCUCCCAGGCCCUGACUUCCUAGGUCCAGGCCUGAAGCC
Molecule: messenger RNA, 928 nt
Organism: Suncus etruscus (white-toothed pygmy shrew)
Lineage: Eukaryota; Metazoa; Chordata; Mammalia; Eulipotyphla; Soricidae
Gene: SYNGR3
Product: synaptogyrin 3
Exons: 4
Coding region: 100-789 (229 amino acids)
Cellular component (GO): synaptic vesicle membrane; neuromuscular junction
Source: RefSeq, a predicted model, not a curated record